AUAAGGCCUUUGGUUGUGCGCCAGACUGUGUAGAAGAAGAAGAAGCAGAUAAGAACAUCUACGUCUUGGAACGGUGACGAAGCAAAUGCUCCUGUAGCGUCCCGACUGAGAACGACCUAUCUCUACGAUGCCCAAGUCUGGUGGCAAAGGCUACGUUGACCUGAAGGCUCUGAGCAACCUCCUGGAAUUUCUACGCGUCCCUUCCCGGGGCUUCUCUCGUCAGUUCUUGAUCGCCCUGUAUGCUGGGAUUACCUUCGGCGUCGGCUUUGUUUGUCUUCGGUGGGGAGCCCUGGACGAGCCCGGCUUCUGGACGUCGGAUACCCCGAGGCUGCGACAGCUCUUCUACGGUGAGGGGCCUCGCGUGGACAGCGACAACGAGACUGGCCCGCAUAAACCGUUGGCGUUCCACGAGCCGGACGAGAAGUUACACCAUGAAGACGACGACCGCGUGGCACAGAUACUUAAGAAACGAGUGCGUCUCCUGUGCUGGGUGAUGACCAACCCAGCUAACCACGCCACGAGGGCAAAACACGUGAAAGCCACGUGGGGCCGCCGCUGCAACGUGCUCCUUUUCAUGAGUUCCCAACUGGACCACGAACUACCGGCGAUCGCCUUGCCUGUCAACGAAUCUCGUCCUGGUCUCUGGGGGAAGACCAAGUCCGCUUUCACGGAGGUGUACAACUACCACCUGAACGAAUCAGACUGGGUCCUCAAAGCUGACGACGACACCUACGUCAUAGUCGAAAACCUCAGGUACUUCCUCCUGGACAAGAACCCCUCUGAACCCAUCUACUACGGCCGCCGGUACAAGCCAUACGUGAAGCAGGGCUACAUGAGCGGAGGGGCAGGCUAUGUCCUCAGCCGAGAAGCAGUCAAGCGAUUUGUAGAGCAGGCCCUUCAAGAUCCCACCAAGUGCCGCCAAGAACAGGACGGCGCAGAGGAUGUGGAGAUAGGGAUAUGCCUGGAAGAAGUGGGUGUCCAGGCUGGGGACUCCCGGGACAUUCUAGGGAAAGGAAGGUUCUUUCCACUGGCGCCAGAGGGUCAUCUUAUCCCUGGUGAAGUGGCCAGAGAUUUGUGGCUGUGGAAGUAUGUCUACUACCCCCUUGAAGAGGGAGUGAACUGCUGCAGUGACACAACCAUUUCAUUCCAUUACAUCGGCCCAGACCUGUUGUACGUCAUGGAAUACCUCAUCUACCACCUCAGGCCAUAUGGAAUAUUCUCCAAGGUGCAUUGCAGAGAAGACAAUAGUACAUCGAAUAACACACACUGGACUGCGGUGUAAUGGUGUGCCGCGUCAACGGUGAUGCCUUUGCAUACAGGUCACUCAACAAGCCACUGGUGACGAGAAGGCAUCUCCUGUCGAAAUAGUCAAAUAAAGCGCCAGAAAAGCGAUGAACACUG
Molecule: messenger RNA, 1401 nt
Organism: Ornithodoros turicata
Lineage: Eukaryota; Metazoa; Arthropoda; Arachnida; Ixodida; Argasidae
Product: glycoprotein-N-acetylgalactosamine 3-beta-galactosyltransferase 1-like
Exons: 5
Coding region: 128-1282 (384 amino acids)
Cellular component (GO): membrane
Molecular function (GO): N-acetylgalactosaminide beta-1,3-galactosyltransferase activity
Source: RefSeq, a predicted model, not a curated record